Molecule: messenger RNA, 3524 nt
Organism: Homo sapiens (human)
Lineage: Eukaryota; Metazoa; Chordata; Mammalia; Primates; Hominidae
Gene: PMP2
Product: peripheral myelin protein 2
Exons: 4
Coding region: 54-452 (132 amino acids)
Biological process (GO): membrane organization
Cellular component (GO): myelin sheath; cytoplasm
Molecular function (GO): lipid binding
Source: RefSeq, marked reviewed
AUCUGAGUCUUCUGAAUCCCACUUAGAACUGUGUUGAGCUCUCACCCAUCACGAUGAGCAACAAAUUCCUGGGCACCUGGAAACUUGUCUCUAGUGAGAACUUUGACGAUUACAUGAAAGCUCUGGGUGUGGGGUUAGCCACCAGAAAACUGGGAAAUUUGGCCAAACCCACUGUGAUCAUCAGCAAGAAAGGAGAUAUUAUAACUAUACGAACUGAAAGUACCUUUAAAAAUACAGAAAUCUCCUUCAAGCUAGGCCAGGAAUUUGAAGAAACCACAGCUGACAAUAGAAAGACCAAGAGCAUCGUAACCCUGCAGAGAGGAUCACUGAAUCAAGUGCAGAGAUGGGAUGGCAAAGAGACAACCAUAAAGAGAAAGCUAGUGAAUGGGAAAAUGGUAGCGGAAUGUAAAAUGAAGGGCGUGGUGUGCACCAGAAUCUAUGAGAAGGUCUGAAAAAUCAUUUCUUCAUUGAAGUGGCUUUUUAUCAUUUAAUGAUGGAAAUCAAUUGCUUCCAUUGACAAAACUGAAUACACUGCAAAUAUUUGUUUUUGCUUUUGUCUUAAUAUAUCAGAUAUGCAAAGGCCUAAACUGAGAAUUAAUCUAAAAGUCAGUGUUAUUUAAACAUUUUCAAUGUGCAUGCAUGUCAUUAUUACAUCAAAGCAUAUAUAUUGGCCAGACACAAACAGUUGAUGAUGUCAUUCAAUUAACUACAAAAUUCUAAUCUAUGUUGAACUUUGUAUACUUGAAAUGAUAAUAAAAAGGAUAUAAUUUCUUAGUAAAAUGAAAUCAAAGUAUUGAUCAGGGUAGCAAACUCAAAUGCUGACAGGGGCCAGAGGAGAUAUGGGGAAGGAGCAUCAGAAAUGAGGCAAGCUAGGAGAAUGGGCUAUUAUAAUGUAAAGAAUUGUAGUCUCAGUUAAAAGGGGUAGCCUCUACUCCAGCCAACAUUUUAAAAUUAAUGGAUAAUUUAUAGACAGUUAAAUUUAUAGACAGUUAAGUAAAAAUGGAUAAUUUAUAGACAGAUAAUUUAUAGACAGGUAAAUGUGAGUUAAAUAUAACUCACAUCCCACUCAAGACACAAAACAUUUUCUUAAUCCUAGUACAUUUUUUUCUGUCCCUUCCCAAUCAGUGUCCUUUUCUGUUCCACCCCUACCAAAAGCAAGUAGUGGUUUGGUUUCUAUCAUAUAGAUUAAUUUUACCUGCUCAUAUGAAGGGAAUUGUACAUCAUGCAUUCUUUUCUGUUUGCCUUUUUUAAAUUCAGCAUCAUGUUUUUGUGAUACAUCCACAUUGUUGCAUGCAGCUGUAGUUUGUUUCUUUUUAUUACCAAGUACUAUUUCAUUGUAUGAAUAUAUCACAGUUUAUCCAUUCUACUAUUAAGACAAUUGAGCUAUUUCUAAUUUUCGGCUGCUAUGAAUAAAGCUGCUACAAAUAUUUUUGUACAAGACUUUUUGUAAACAUAGGAGUCCCUUUAUUUUAAAUAAAUAACUAGUCAUAUCAUUAGGUCCAGUAAUUGUUGACAGGCAGGAACGGGGGACCAUUGCAUUGUGCCCAAGUAAUAAUAAAACUAUUUCAGAUGUAUUAUAUGAUUGAGCAAAUGAGAAAACAUGUUGAUGUUGAUGGGAGUCAGGAUGUUCACUAUGGAAAAACAAAUAUACAAAUAUGAAAUGAGGGAAGGCAAGAAAGAACCAUGUGGAAAUGGAAUAGAAUUGGUAUAAAUUCAUAAUUUCUAAACCAUGUAUAUGUACGUUUAUAUGUAUUAUAAUUGCAUACACAUGCCUCCAUGCAUAUAUGUGUGUGAUAAUACACAUGCAUUUAUGUGCGUGUGUGUAUACACAUGCAUAUAUUUACUAAUCCUAUCUGCCAAAAUGGCUUAGACACAAAAACACCUCAGCAGAAAUGAAUAUACCUAGCACUCAGAUCUUCGUGUCUAAUAUAGUUUGCCACUAAAAGGAACCAAGGCUACUUGGAAAAAUGGAUGAUUCCAAAGCAAGGGCAAGGUAGGAACAAGAUGAGCUUGAAAUAUCUUGUUAUGCCAGAAAGUAAUGUUAAAAAAAAAAAUAGAGGUAUAUUGCCAAAACAUAGAGCCAGCUUGAAGGGGCUCCCACUGGCCAAACUUGAGCCAAUCUGAGAGCAAAAUAAUUGAGAAAAAUAAAUAACAAGAUAAUUGAGAAAAAAAUAAAAUAAAUUCCCAAUUCCAUUGGGAAAAAAUAGAAAUCCAUGAAUCCAUACUGAUAUAAUGAUAGAUAAUCGAUAGAUAGGUAGAUGACUGACAGAUGAUAGAUAGAUAUAUAGAUAGAUAGAUAGAUAGAUAGAUAGAUAGAUAGAUAGAUAGAGAAAUGAGAAGGUUUCUCUUUUGCAAUAGAACGUCAUGGACCAGUGUUAAAUGUGAGUGGAAGGAGUUCUGGAAUUGGAAAACCAUCAUUUUUCAACCAUCACAGUAAAUAUGGCUCAGGCAAGAAUUAUCAAUCAAUGCUAAAGCUAGGGGGAAAUUUCGCUUAGGAGCAGGAUAUUAGGGUAUUAGUCUGGGCUUAAAGUAUCUCCUCACAGAUUGUUGUUAGUUUCUGGGGAAAGAAUAGUAACCAUGCAAUGGAAAAAAAUGGACAACCUCUUGACUAGGUUAUCAAAAUUAACCUCACCAAUAAAGGGUGGAUGUUCAACAUGUGCCUUCAAAUGUGACCCACUGAGAAGGAAACAACAUCACUGUAACAACAACAACCAGAAACGACAGGGGGUUUUGACUGAAUUCUUCAAAAAUGUCAAUGUCAUAGAAGACAAAGAAAGGUUGUGGAAAUGUUUCAGAUUAAAUGAUAGUAAAAACACCUGACAACUAAACAUAGUAAGUAAUACUAGACUGGAUUCUGUACCAGAGGUAACAUAAGUGCUCCAAAGGACAAUGUUAGGUCAACUGGCAAAUUGGAAUAUAGACAGUCAAUCAGAUAAGAAGUAUACUUUGAUUAAGUAAAAAAAAUCCCUAUUCUUGGAAAAUACACAAUAAAGUAUUUUGAGGUAAAGGGCCAUAAUGUAUGCAAUCUACUCUCAAAAAAUUCAGAAACAUAUAUUUGUGUGCAUUUGCAUGUGCAACAGUACACACAAACAUACAUAAAGAGAGCAAUUGAUAAGGCAAAUAAGGUAACAUUUAACAAUAAUCUGAUACACAUAAAUAGAGAAAGAGCAAUUGAUAAAGUAAAUGAGGUAAAAUUUAACAAUAAUCUGAGCAAAAGGUAUAUGUGUUUUCUUUGAGACAGUCUGAUUCUUGCAACUUAUUCUGUAAGUUGGAACUUAUUUCCAAACAUGAUUGAAAAAAAACCCCGCACUUGGCAACUUCUUCUCUUUUUCAGCCUAGAAAUGUCUGUGUUAAGUGGUUUUUUAUUUAUUGUUGUUGUUUGUUGUUAUUGUUGUUUUGUUGCCAGGCUCCAACUCACAAAAUACGAGUUUAAAAACUGCGUUGUUAUUUUUAGAGAUUUGUGAUAAUACAACUUGUUAUAAAAUUUAUUCCUCAAUAAAUAUAAUUUCUCUACUAUGCAAAAA